Messenger RNA from Cuscuta campestris, 1917 nucleotides. The record is from the annotation of a GenBank genome assembly. NCBI's taxonomy places the organism in Eukaryota, Viridiplantae, Streptophyta, Magnoliopsida, Solanales, Convolvulaceae.
CAACGUUCUUUCUUGAUCUUAAAUUAAAUCAAAUUCUCACUAAUGGUGACCCAAAGAUUAGUAAAUGUAAGGGAAUUUAAAGACUAUAAAAGAGCCUAACAGGAGACCCUAUACCUCUACUUGGGAGUAACCCACAUGGCCGUUAGCUCGGUCUUGAUGAGGGAUGAUGGGGUCCAGAGGCCCAUCUAUUACGUGAGCAAAGCUUUGAAUGGAGCGGAAAGUAGGUACACUCCUACAGAGAAGGCAGGGUAUGCACUUUUCAUAACAGCAAAGAAACUCACCUCCUACUUCCAGGCCCACCCUAUCGCCGUGUUGACUGACCUACCAUUGGGCACGGUCAUGAGGGACUCCACCUCAUCAGGAAGAAUGAUCAAAUGGGCCAUGAUGUUGACUCAGUUCAACAUCGAAUACUGCCCGAGGACGGCGAUAAAGGGCCAGGCUGUGGCUGACUUUCUUGUGGAGAUGACGGGUCACCAUGAAGAAGAACCAGCGAGGGCGAUCACAGAGUCUUGCUGGUCCAUGUUGGUAGAUGUAGCCUCUGGACUGAAAGGUUACGGUGACGGUGUAGUAUUUACAACUCUGGAAGGGUUCAAGGUAUAUCAUGCCUUGAUUUUUAGCUUCAAACUCACAAACAAUGAGGCGGAGUAUGAGGCAGUGAUAGGGGGCCUGAGAUUGGCCAAGACCCUACAAAUCACAUGCCUUAGGAUCAAGUCCGAUUUAGGUUUGGUGGUCGGCCACAUCAAUGGCAACAUGGAGGCCAAAGGAGAGAAGAUGCAGAGAUACAAGCACUUGGAAAGGGCACUAUUGAAGGACCUGACUGAGUAUGUGAUAGAGCAAAUUCUGAGGGGGGAGAAUACCGAUGCUGACUUACUAUCGAAGUGUACGCAAGCAGCCCCGGAGCAUGUGUCAAAGCUGGCCAGGAUUGAGACGCUGGAAAAAGCCAGCAUUGAAAGGUUACCUGUUAGCCUGAUUGAGGAGGAUGGACAACCCAAUCCAGAGCAAGCGGUACAAUAUGAGUUUUGGAUGGAUGACUUGGUCAGGGUAGAGGCGGAAAGAGUGAUCGCCGAAGUUCACGAGGGUGUUUGUGCAGCCCACCAAAUGUCCAGGAUACUCGCACAAAGGAUCAUCUUGCUGGGUUAUUUCUGGCCUACAAUGAACCAAGAUUGUGAGAAGUAUGUGCAAAGGUGCAAGACUUGCCAGGUGUUCUACAAGUUUCUGGGAAGGCCUGCAACAUACCACCAUCAAGCUUCCAAUGUUAUUCCGUUCGCAAGGUUUGGGAUGGACAUCAUUGGAGCCUUCCCUCAAGCUCAAGGGAGGAAGAAGUAUGUAAUGGUUGCAAUCGACUACUUCACAAAGUGGGUAGAGGCCGAGGCAUAUGCAACCAUUACGACCAAGCAAUGCCUGCGCUUCAUUUGGAAGAACAUCAUCACCAGGUUUGGGUCUCCGCGGAACAUCGUGACAGAUAACAGGCCUCAAUUUCGGAAUCCAAGGUUCACCAAAUACUUGGAGGACUUUGGGAUUACUCACAACAAGGCUUCCGUGGCCUACCCGCAAGGGAAUGGUCAGGUGGAAAAUGCGAACUGCACGAUAGUUGAUGGCAUCAAAAAGCGGUUGGGUGAGGAAGGAACAAAUUGGUUAGAGGAGUUGCCGCAUAUGAUAUGAGCAUACGGGGUCACUUCGAGAAGGGCUACAUGGGAGACACCUUUCAUCCUUACAUACGGGUGUGAGGCUAUACUGCCAAUCGAAGCCAAAAUAAUGACCUUCCGGGUAAAGAUCUGCGAAGAGAAAAAGGGAAUGAGGAGGACCAUUUGGCAGAGUUGAACCUACUAGAAGAAGGCGGAUGGUCGCUAAGGCUAAAAUGAUAGAGUACCAGCAAGGAGCCAAGGCCUACCAUGAUAAUAGAGUAGGGCCUCGGUA